AUGCUAGAUGCGCGCUGCGUGUCUCCUGAGUGCCGGAGCUCCGUUUUUUGGGGCGAGAGCGAGAGACUUUGGGUACUCUGCUGCCGACAGAAGUGGCGGAGAACCACAGAGAACACAGCUCAGCUCAACAUCAUUCCGCCUAUUGGAGAAGUCAGCGGCGGUGUCGAAGCUGCGGAGGUGGCAAGGAUCAGCGCUUAUGCUCCUUUGCAAGGCCAGACCCGUUUGCUGGAACAGGCAAAGAAGGUUAAGGAGGCGUUGGUCCUCUGGCAUGGGCGAUCAGCUAUGCUUCCUGUGUGGGCCAAGUCGUUUUGGCAAGAGGUUGGCCUGCUGGAGCCGCUGGAGCUGAAGGAGAAGCUGGACGAGCUGUCCACUGCAGGGGCGGUUGCGCAUUCCCUGGACGCUUUCGGGCUCAGGAGGGCGGCGUGGAUAGGAGAUGAAGAUGAGGGCCCGGAAAGUUGGGAGGCGGCCCUGCCGCCCGACCUCAAGCGAGCGGGGCCCGAAAUCUACUCCUCUAUGAAGGCCUCGGGAGUGCGAUGUGUGCGCGAUUGGGUGAAUAGCAUGUUCAGUGUGGAUCAGAGACAGUCGGCGCAUUACGUGGAUCUGUUCAAUUUAGCCUUCUUGGUCGAUUUCAAGGCCAAGGAAGGGGGCUCAUCUCAAUCGAAGGUCCUGAGCACUAUUGCGCACGACGACACCUGUGAGGUGGCUCUGCGCCGAUUGGCAGCGUGGAUCCAUGAACGCCGCACUAGCGAUAGAGAUGCCGCGCAGAGCAUGCUUGCGAUCAAACCCUCAUCUUUCUCGACGGAUGUCGCGCCGAGCUGGCUGGUGACGGAGGCCGCCACUUAUAGUCAGUCAGAGCACAAGCGCCGAGAGCGCGCGAGGGCGCAGGGCGGCGCUGGAAUGGCAAGCUCUGGCGGUGGCGGCGGAGGUGGCAAGGGUGUGCGACUGGAGCUCUGCAAGAGUGCUGCUUUCCAUCUUGUUUUCAAGACCUUUGCCUUAGUGACGGGCGAAUUUUUCCACUGCCGGUGGGUUUUCUUUCUCAACGAUUUGAACAGUUCUUCAUUGCGGGAGCCUAAGAAGCACUUAGCUGCUGCGCGCUUGCAAUCCCCAACUAACGCGGCGCAAGCAGCUGUUCUGCGUCUUUGGGAUCGUGCUAAAGUUUGCCGUGAGGGCCGCCGUCAAGAGCCUGCGGUUCUUGAGACAGGCGGCGGUUCAGCUGCGGUGCAGAUUGUGAAGGGAGCCGUGGCAGAUGACUCUUAUGCUAGGGUCCAGAAGAAGCAGAAUCAGAUUCCUUUGCAAGCGGAUUUCAUUGCCGAGCCCUCGGAAGACCGAGUGGUGGACAUGUUAGAAGCUCUUCCACGCUCUGAAUCGGAGUUUUACAGCAGCGAACACAAUUGCAUUGACUUGGUUGGUAAAGCUAGGCAGCUUCAAGACGAGAUCGAGCAGCAGUUUGCGUUUGUCGGAGGCACGCUUGAUGAGUACCGCAAAUAUUUUCACAGAUUGGAUUUGCCUAGCAACAUGUGGUCUUGGAGGCCUUUUGCCGAAGUCAAAGCAGUUGCAGGAUUUUCGUGUGUACCUAAGAAAGAUGGGGUCACGCAGCGUAAGUUGUUGAUGUGCUGUUCGUUCAACUAUUUGCUAUCGGAUGUGGAGGCUCGGUCACGAUUAGGAAUGACUGGGGCUGGCGCCCUAGCGAGGGCCCAUCUCGAGAAGCCGGGCUUGAAGGCAGCAGUUUGUGAUCAGUCGAAUGCCUUUACAAGCGUACUGGUGCCUGAGUGGAUGAUCCCGUACCAGGCGGUCCCACCGAUUCCGGCGGGUGAUGUCUGGGAGCUUCUGCCUCGGCGUCUUCGGGAUGAUUUGUCCGCGUCGGAUUGGGUAUGUCCAUGUUACAUGCGAUUACCUAUGGGCUGCAGUCACUCCGUCCACAUCUUGAUGAACAUAAACUUGCGCAUUAUUGGCAUGACUUUGUCGUCGAGCAAGCUCCUGUCCCGAACCCCCUCUUCAGGUCACGCCGCGGAGAACUACGUCAUCGAACAGAGGCUUCCUGAAGUGCAUUUCGGAUGUUCGGAUGCUGAGUGGUGGGAGCGCUUUGAGUCUCGUGGUUCAGGGCGUGCCGAAGCAGGGUUUUCUGUGGAUGAGUGGUGGUAUGCCAUUCGCAAGGCCCGGCGCGCCCCUCAUCGAGUGUUUGUGAUAAUGCAUCUGUUUGGAGGGGAGCGGCGGACGGGAGACAUACAUCAUUUUGUCGAGCGCUUCGCGGAGGAAGCGGGGCUCACAGUGCUCAUUGCCUCUGUUGACCUGGCUACCGAUUACCGAUGGGACCUUGCGCGGGAAGACACUCAACAGGAACUUUUGGGCAUGAUGUCAGGCUUCGUUGACCUGUUGGUGCUGGGCCCGCCUUGCUCCACAGUCUCCAGGGCCAGGCACACCAGAAACAGUGCAGGGAUCAGACCAGUCCGUUUUCGUGAUUGUUUUUGGGGGAGGCCAGAUCUGCUGCCUCAUGAGCGUGCCAGGGUUGAGGAGGCAAAUGUGUUGUUCAAGCAUAGCAUGGCUUUGUGUGAUCGUAUCUCGCUGUAUGGUGGAAGCUCUCUGUGGGAGCACCCGAAGGACCCAGGCUACCAGCCCUACCUGUCGAUCUUUGCCACGACUGAGUUCAGGGAGCUGCUGGUGCGCACGGGGUCUUCUUCGGUGUCUUUUGAUCAAUGCACCCUCGGAGGUCCCACCAAAAAGCCGACUACCUUGGCGGGAAAUGUGCGGGAUCUCAAUAGCUUUGCUCAUUGCGCCUGCCCCGGUGAGAGUCAGCAUCAUCGGCAUGAACGCUCAAUGGGGUUUGACAGUGAAGGUCGCUUUCUUACGAGACGGCUGCAAACCUAUCCUCCAGGUAUGUGUCGACUUGUUGCGCAGUGUUUGAUCGCUACGUGCAAAGUUUGGCGAGGCUCUGGAGAAGGACCGACGGGCUUCUGUGCACGGGGCCCUCGUGCGCCCUUGGCUCCUUGGUCGGUGAGUGCCUCAGCUGAUCGCAUAGGAGUCAGGAUUUUGAACGAAGCCGUGGAGGAUCAUGUGCGGGUGCUGCUGGGGGAUGAUCAGUUAGGCCUCUACCUGCAUGUGGACGAUACACUGGUUCUAGGAGUGGGGGAUUGUGCGAGGCUGACAGCCCCCUUGAUGGAAGAGAUCGCUGAUAACAUGGAGGCCGCAGGCUUCAGAGUGCCCGAUCGCCGAUCGGGCGAUGAGAUCGCAAAAGUGGUAGGUUACGAGAUUGAUGCGCAGAAGGGUGAGUUCAGGCUGCCUCGAAAGAAGGCCAGGCUGUUACAGGCCGCUUUUCUGGAGGUGGCGAGUGCGCGGUUCGUAUGUGUCGAGCUGCUCAGGGCAUUGGUUGGAAUCUGGAGUUUCGGUGCACAACUUAGAAGAGAGCUGUAUUCCAUCCCAUUUUCAGUUUACCACAUGUUGGACAUUUGCGAGGGCCAGUUUGUGAGACUUUGGCCGUCGGUGAGGCGUGAGCUCAUCGCCAUGGCCAGGGCAGUGGAUUUUAUGGUUUUGCAGGCAUCGGACCCAGUGAGUAACGUGGUGUUCGCAACGGACGCCAUGGGAGCCGAUGAUGUCGACUGUGGGGGUUUUGGGAUUUGCAUGGCUCAGGCCGACAGCGAGGAGUUGGCAGCUCUGAUGUGGGCCGGCGAAGAGCCGUUGGCGGACAGCCGAUCACAUCACCAUAGGCGAAGCCAGGGCUGUCACAAAGCGGAGGGCGGCGCUCGGCAUUGCAAGUGGACUGCGCUUCAUCUUUUCGUGGUGUCAGUCUGCUCUCAUGCCGGCCGAUCGGGCUUCAAGACGCUCGACCCACUGCAUGUGAACUCCAUCUUGAGUGACACGUACAAGCGCUACCAAAGGGCGGUCGAGAAGUUUGAGAUUUUUCUGCUUGUGAACGACGGGGCUCCUUCAUCAGCUGCUGAACUUGACGAGUGGCUCGUUCUAUUCCGCCGGGAGGCCUCUUUGACACGGUCGCAGUUUGAGGUCACCUUGGCGGGCAUCCAGUUUGUGGCUCCGCGCUUAAAGGGCAAGCUUCCCCUAUCAAAGAAAGUCGUGAAAGGAUUGGUCAUCGAGUACCCCGCCAAACAUGCUUUUCCUAUGUUGUCCCGCUCGGCUAAGUUUAUUGCUAGUAAGAUGGCAGCAGAAAGGGAACAUCGUUUGGGAGUGUGUAUGCUGCUUCAACAAGCCACCGGGCUCCGGCCCUCUGAGAUGCUGGGGCUGCGAGAGCAUGACAUUAUCAGACCCAGUGAGUUCGUGCCCCGCUAUGUUCUUCGCCUCGGCACCAACGUGGGCACCAAGGUGGGGAGGGAACAGACCGCGUUCUUUGACCCCGACCAGGACCCGGUGCUUGCUAUGCUGUUGUUUAGGCUACUGCGUUCGACUCCGGAACAAGGGCAGCUGGCUGCGUGUGGUUAUGAUCACUAUCGGAGGGUUCUCGCGCGUCAUAGUGCGUGCUUGGGAGUGCGCUAUUCUCCACAUUCGUGCAGGGCCGGCUUCGCAACAGAGGCCAUCAUUAAGGGCGAGGCGCCCACACUCGUGCAGAGGCGCGGACGGUGGGCCUCGGAAGCGAGUUUCCUUGUGUACAUUGACGUGGCAACCGCUUUGCAAGUGGAGGCUGAGUUUCGCAGCCGUGCCCUGGAUUCGGAGAUUGACGCGGCCUCCCGCAACUUGUUGGUCUACUUCCCAAAGGGCUGCUUUGCGGAGGCGAUCGAUGGGACUCCCGGUCACCGUGGCGAUCGCAGACGCUUCGGAGGACGAAUCCUCGGAAUACCAACCACCCGCCUCUUUGCGGCAAGUGAAGGCUCAGUCGCGCCGACGCACUAUGACUCCACCGCCCCGGGCGAGUCAGGCCCGCCAAGGCGCUCGCCGCACCAAGCUGGCGCCGUUCGUGAGCUUCCGAAGCGGGGGGUUCAGCGAAAGAAGCCAGUGUCCUGUUUCAGCUGGGUUUGGAAGUUCUUCCGCAAGGGAGUGGCCCGACUUCGUUUGAUGGUACUAUGGGGAAGUCUGGCCUACGUGUUGGCGGCUGGACCCAUGCGCGAGCUCCUGGCACCGGUGCAGAGUUUGCUUGUGUCCACUGCACAGGUGGGUGAGAGUGCGGCUGGGGCACUCUCGUCUAUUCUGGAUGGCGGCACGCAGCUGGUAACUGCGUCCACGAGUGUGAUGCGAGCGGCUUCGGUCAACACUUUGAGCGUGGCACAGGCCGCCUGGGUUGGUGUGGACCUCGUCGGCAUGAAUGCUACCAAAGUGGUUGGGCGAGUUUUGGGCGAAACCUCAGAGGCCAUUGAGUUGUGGCUCUUCUCCGAGCAGGGACUGCUGCAAUCACAGGCAUUUCACCUGCCGGUGGUCGCCGCUGAGUCCGAGGCGUUGGUGGCUGCGGGCGACUACUGGACAGCUGCAGGGAGCGUCUCCUUCGCUCCCAAUGGCCUGGUUGUCUUCGAGUUCCGAGUGCUCCGAAUGCACUUUUCGCCUCGUUGGGCGAACCCUGUCUGGCAGGUGGGUGGAUGGAACGCGGCCGAUGAGUAUGAUCAGAUCCUCGUCAUCGCCCGCGACUUCGCCGCCACGGUGCCGGCAGUCAACCACACGUGGGACUACUUUGUGGCCCACCCGCCCUCCUCAACUUCGUGGCCCGCUGUGGCCGGGCUCCUUCGCCGCUCGGGGGCUCUGCUUACGAGCCCAUUUCGACGCUGCUGGCGCUUCUUGGCUUCCAUGUGGAUGUAUGGGACCUUGCAUCCGCUGGCAUUUGGAGGUCUGAUGCUGGUGGCUACGAGUUGUUGUUUCUGGGCACGCCGGGAUUUGUUUUCGGCGGCACUACCAACUGGAGGACAUGCCAAUUGGGCCAGGCUAGUGGAGCUGGUCUUGCUCAUGCGAGGCUGGGUUUUAGUGCGUGGAGGUGUGCUUGCGCGACAGCUUUGCGGUUGA
Molecule: messenger RNA, 5931 nt
Organism: Symbiodinium sp. CCMP2592
Lineage: Eukaryota; Dinophyceae; Suessiales; Symbiodiniaceae
Source: the annotation of a GenBank genome assembly